AUGUCAUCACGACGGACCGCGUCUGAACCCUCGCCGUCCUCCUUGGGUUACCGCGAAAUGGCACGCGGCAUCCCGCCGCGAUCCCUCCAGACCUCAGGCCGUGCCCUGGAGCUGGAGCUGGAGCUCAUGGCAAGAUGCUCGCACACGCCCCCGCCCAUCUGCCAGGGUGGCCGUCGGUUUCUUCCCCAGUCCCGCAUUGGGCCUGGUGCACAGACCGAGAACGACUCGCAGACUCGCAUCGGCCACGACGACACAACUCUGGCGUGGCGGCAGCGAGCCCUCUGCAUCCACGGACGGUCCAGCCCAGUCCCGGGACACACAGCGACCUGCUGCCGUACACGACCGCAUAGGGCCAGACAAGUCCACGCCAUUACCGAGUACGGAGCAGCCCAUGCAGCACCAAAUCCGCCACAGAUGCGCGGGCGGGUCGACAACACCACUACCGACCUAGAGAUGCUUGCUUGCACCAAGGGCCUCUGCCUCUGCCUCUAG
Messenger RNA from Trichoderma citrinoviride, 492 nucleotides. RefSeq lists its product as hypothetical. Bases 1 to 492 code for a protein of 163 amino acids. The transcript is spliced from 2 exons. The record is from RefSeq and is a predicted model, not a curated record. Lineage: Eukaryota; Fungi; Ascomycota; Sordariomycetes; Hypocreales; Hypocreaceae.